AUGUCAUAUUCUUGCUUAUUUAAGUUCAUUAUCAUCGGCGAGACAUCAGUCGGAAAAUCCUGUCUAAUGCUCAGCUUUACAGACAAAAAAUUCCGCCAACAGCACGAUUUAACGCUAGGUGUCGAAUUUGGUACAAAAAUAAUGGAAUUAGAAGGCGAGAAAAUAAAAUUGCAAUUAUGAGACACAGCUGGAUCUGAAAAAUUUCGAUCGGUUACUAGAUCUUACUAUAGAGCUGCUGCAGGUGCUUUAUUAGUGUUUGAUAUUACUAGAAGAGACACCUUUAACCGCUUAUCUGAAUGACUUAACGAAGCAAGAUUAAAUGGAAAUCCUUCUAUGACUGUAAUGCUAGUCGGCAAUAAAAUCGAUUUGAAUUCACAAAGAGAAGUCACUUAUGAAGAAGCUAAUAAAUUCGCGAUGGAUAAUAAUCUGCUUUAUGCAGAAGCUUCUGCAAAAACUGGGGUUGGGGUCAGAGAAGCCUUUGUAGAUACUGCCAAAGCGAUUUUAAAAAGAAUUAACGAAAAAGUUAUUGACACAGAAAACAAAGCUUAUGGAAUUACCGUCAAAAAAAAGCAAGAAACAAAAGAAAUUAUUGUAACCCCUCCCCCGAAGAAACAGUGCUGUAUGUAA
Molecule: messenger RNA, 627 nt
Organism: Blepharisma stoltei
Lineage: Eukaryota; Ciliophora; Heterotrichea; Heterotrichida; Blepharismidae
Source: the annotation of a GenBank genome assembly